Molecule: messenger RNA, 1164 nt
Organism: Chaetomium strumarium
Lineage: Eukaryota; Fungi; Ascomycota; Sordariomycetes; Sordariales; Chaetomiaceae
Exons: 1
Coding region: 94-1125 (343 amino acids)
Cellular component (GO): mitochondrion
Molecular function (GO): oxidoreductase activity
Source: RefSeq, a predicted model, not a curated record
GACGUACUUGUACCUUUCUUCUCCUCAGCGCUGACACGCCCGCAACCACCCAACGAACCUCCUCCUCUACUCACUUACCAACCCACUGCCAACAUGGCCGCCCAAGAGCUCCCUAAAACAAUGAAGACCCUCCUCCAAGCCUCCCGCAAGACAACCGAAGUCAUCUCCACCACCGCCCCGGUUCCCACCCCGACGCACCCAGACGACGUCCUCGUGCGCGUGCACGCCACGGCGCCCUGCGCGGGCGAGCUCCUCUGGGCUAUCAACUUCCCCGAUUCGAUCCCCGCCGACAAGGAGAUGGUCCCCUGCCAAGACAUGGCCGGCAGGGUGGUCAGCGCCCCGGCCAACAGCGGCUUCGCCGCCGGCGACAGGGUCUACUGCCGGAUCAGCGCCGAGAGGGCCGGCGCGGCACGGGACUAUGCCCUGCCGCGCGCCAGCGAGCUGGCCAAGAUCCCCGAGGGCCUGGGUUGGAUCGAGGCGGCAGCGACGCCGUUGAGCGCCCUGACGGCGUGGCAGGCCCUGUUCGUCCAGGGGACGCUGGAUGCCGCGUCAGUGAAGGGGAAUGCGGCCGCGCGAGAGAAGAACGGCAAGGUCAGGGUGCUGGUGACGGGUGCGGCGGGCGGCGUGGGCAGCUGGGCCGUGCAGCUUGCUGCGCUAGCUGGGGCCAAGGCGGUCGUGGCGGUGUGCGGGCCCGGCAAGGAGGAGGCCGCGAGGAAGCUGGGCGCGACGGAGGUUGUCAACUACGCCGAGACGUCGAUUGAGGACUGGGUGGCCGCCGACCCGGCAGCGCGCGAAUGUGAUCUCAUCGUCGAGAUGGUCGGCGGCAAGACGCUGGAGGGAUGCUGGGCCGCUGUGCGCGAGGGAGGAGCCAUGAUUACUAUCAAUACGCCUCCCGAGUAUGGCAAACCUGCGGGGCUGAAGAAGGAGCUUUCCAAGGCCUUGUUCUUCAUUGUCGAGCCGCUGGGGAGCAAUCUGGCCGAGAUUGGAGACCUGAUCGUGGCCGGCAAGGUGCGGCCGACGGUCGACAGCGUGUGGGAGUUUGCCGAUUACAAGAAGGCUUUCAAGAGGCUCGAGUCCGGACACGCGAACGGGAAGAUCAUCAUCAAGGUCAGCGAUGAGGCUUGAAGGAUGAGUUGUGAGAACAUGCCGAAGUAAAACAGUAAU